UUAAAAAAUUUAAAAUUUUUAAAAUAUAAUUCGCAGUAAUUCUCAACCUCCUUACACGCAUAGAACAUAUCAGUUGAUUACGUACAUCCUGCACGCUGUACACUAAACUUUGCGAUUCUGGAUUUUUCCGUUCUAAUUCGGCAGGGACAUUCCGAAUCCUUAUAGCAAUCAAUGUAAUUUUAGUUAUUGUAAUAAUUAUAAUUAGUUUAGGUAAGACGACUUUAUUUAAUUAAAUUCAGAAAUUCAAUUGUAAAGAAUAAUUAGACAAAUGUCAGGACUCGAUCAAUUAUUUGCAUAUCCUGGAGAUACAAGAGCAUUAUCACCUCAAGAUGCCGAUGCGAAGCUUAAAUUAUCAGGGAGAGUAUUAAAUAUUAUGACAUCUUUACCAACCCAAAUUUAUAAUGAUUAUAAUUAUAAAACAGGACAACAAGAUUGGAGAGUUGAAUCAGUUAGAGGUAAUUCAGCUCUUUAUUCAUCUCAUUUUUUUCUUGAUCAACAUACUGAAUGGGAAAGUCAUCUUAUUGCUUGGACAGGAGAAAUUGUUCAUCAAUCAGGUCGACAAAAUAAUUCAAAUACUGUAGUUGGUGAUGCAGAUGAUUCACUUUAUUUAGAUGAUAAAGAGAAACAAAAUUUAGAGACUUUAAUUAGGAAAUCUUGCAAAUCAGAAAAUGUUCAUCCAGUUUGGUUAUUACGUAAAGAUCAACAUAGAUGGAGGAAAUAUCCUGAAAAUGUUCUUUGGCCAGUAUUUCAUUAUAUUCAAGGUCAACCUUCAAAUGGUAAAGCAGAAACAGAUGCUUGGCAUGAUUAUGUUAAAUUUAAUGAAGUAUAUUUUAAUAGAAUAAAAACCAUUUAUAAACCAGGAGAUAUAAUAUGGAUUCAUGAUUAUUAUUUAUUCUUAUUACCUCAAUUAUUAAGAAUGGAAUUUCCUGAUGCUUAUAUAGGAUUAUAUGUUCAUGUACCAUUUCCUUCAUCAGAAUAUUUUAGAUGUCUUUCUAAAAGAAGUCAAAUUUUAGAUGGAAUGUUAGGAGCUGAUAAGAUUGGAUUUCAAAGUGAAUCAUUUCAAAGACAUUUCUUAUCAUGUGCUGCUAGAGUAUUAGGUUAUGAAGUUACUGCUAAUGAAGUAUUGGCUUAUGGAACAUCUAUAUCAGUAGAAACAUUACCAAUUGGUAUUGAUACUAAAAAGAUUAAUCAUGAUGCAUUUAGUAUUGGAAUUGAUGAAAAAGUAGCUGCACUUCGAGAAAUUUAUAGUGGAAAGAAAAUCAUUGUGGGAAGAGAUAGAUUAGAUCAAGUUAGAGGGGUAGCACAAAAGUUACAAGCCUUUGAAAUGUUCUUACAAAUGUAUCCAGAAUGGAGAGAUAAAGUUGUAUUAAUUCAAGUUUCAAGUCCAGCCUUUUCUCAUGGAGGUAAAGUUGAAAAGAAAGUAGCGGAAUUAGUUAAUCAUAUUAAUAGUGAAUAUGGUAAUUUAAAUUAUACUCCAGUAUUACAUUAUCAAAUGAGAAUUGAUAAGGAUGAAUAUUUUGCAUUAUUAAGAGUAGCUGAUUUAGCUUUAAUUACUUCAGUAAGAGAUGGAAUGAGUACAACAGCAUUAGAAUUUGUUAUUUGUCAACAAAAACAUAAUUCACCAUUAAUUUUAUCGGAAUUCACGGGAACUUCUUCGGUAUUAACUGAAUCUAUUUUAGUUAAUCCAUGGGAUUCCGUGGGGAUUGCCAAAACUAUGAAUGAUUGUUUUAAUAUGUCGGAAGAUAGUAAACGUAAUUUACAGGAAAGAUUAUAUAUUCAAGCUGCUUCCAAUACCAUUCAAAUUUGGACUUCCAACUUUUUAAGUCAUUUCUUAAGUCAUGUUUCAAGAACUCGUCAAUCUCAUUAUAUUCCAUCUUUGAAUCGUCCAUUAUUAUUAAAUAAUUAUAAAAUGAGUAAGAGAAGAUUAUUCUUAUUUGAUUAUGAUGGUACUUUAACACCAAUUGUAAAGGAUCCCGCUGCCGCUAUACCAUCGCAACGUUUGAAUGAUAUUUUAGAUUCAUUAUCAGCCGAUCCAAAGAAUCAAAUCUGGAUCAUAUCUGGACGAGAUCAAGCAUUUUUAGAUAAAUGGUUAGGAUCUAAAAAUGUUGGUUUGAGUGCAGAACAUGGAUGUUUUAUGAAAGAUAUUGGAUCUAAAGAAUGGGUUAAUUUGGCUGCAUCAUUUGAUAUGUCAUGGCAAAAGAAAGUAGAAGAAGUAUUUAAAUAUUAUACUGAAAAGACUCCUGGAACUCACAUUGAAAUUAAGAAAGUUGCCCUUACUUGGCAUUAUCGUCGAGCUGAUCCAGAAUUAGGAUCUUUCCAAGCAGGUAAAUGUUAUCAACAAUUACUUGAUACAGUAGCUAAAGAAUAUGAAGUUGAAGUUAUGACUGGUAAAGCCAAUAUUGAAGUUAGACCAAGAUUUCUUAAUAAGGGAGAAAUUGUUAAACGACUUGCAUUAAAUCCUCAUGGUGCAAAGCAAGACACUCAUGCUGUUAAAAAGACUAGAGAAGAUAUUCCAUUAGAUGAAUUACCUGAUUUCAUGUUAUGUUUAGGUGAUGAUUUAACCGAUGAAGAUAUGUUUAGAUCAUUAAAAGAUAUUGAAAAUGAAUGGCAUUUGAAUGAUUUACCUAAGAAUGAAUAUGGAACUUAUGGAGUUUAUCCGGUGGCCGUGGGUCCUGCAUCCAAAAAGACGAUUGCAACUUCACAUUUAAAUGAACCAUCUCAAGUUUUAGAAACUUUGGGAUUAUUAACUGGUCAAGUAUCAUUGUUUGAAAGUGCAGGUUCAGUCGAAUUAGAUGAUAGAGGACAUAUUGCUAAUAGUGCAUCAUCGGAAAGAUCUAAGAGUGCUAUACGUGCUGCAACAAUAAGAAGAAAGGAAUUUAAGGAGAAAGUGUAAGUAGCAGUAAAUUAAUUUUUACUAGUUAGAGUUACAGUUACAGUUAAAGUUACAGUUUAAGUUUAAGUUAUUGACAGUGACAGUGACAAUUACAGUUAUUGUUACUGUCACUGUUACAGUCACAGUUAUGAUUUUGUUAUGGUUGUUUUUCAUAUAUUCGUUUGGUUUUGCAGACAUUCCGUUCUCUUCCUCUAUAUCCCCAUAUAACC
Molecule: messenger RNA, 3102 nt
Organism: Scheffersomyces amazonensis
Lineage: Eukaryota; Fungi; Ascomycota; Pichiomycetes; Serinales; Debaryomycetaceae
Gene: TPS2
Product: trehalose-phosphatase
Exons: 1
Coding region: 269-2893 (874 amino acids)
Biological process (GO): cellular response to heat; trehalose biosynthetic process; fungal-type cell wall organization
Cellular component (GO): cytosol; alpha,alpha-trehalose-phosphate synthase complex (UDP-forming)
Molecular function (GO): trehalose-phosphatase activity
Source: RefSeq, a predicted model, not a curated record